Chroicocephalus ridibundus (black-headed gull) is the source of this 2240-nucleotide messenger RNA. RefSeq names its product spindle and kinetochore associated complex subunit 3 (gene SKA3). NCBI's taxonomy places the organism in Eukaryota, Metazoa, Chordata, Aves, Charadriiformes, Laridae. The transcript has 9 exons. The record is from RefSeq and is a predicted model, not a curated record. Gene Ontology annotation, biological process: chromosome segregation; mitotic cell cycle. Gene Ontology annotation, cellular component: outer kinetochore; kinetochore; spindle microtubule. Bases 128 to 1525 code for a protein of 465 amino acids.
AGUAACCGUUCUCGGUCGGCAGCGCGCGGCCGGGCCCGGCCCGGCUCCUCUCAGCGCCGCUGCCGGCCUCGGGGCGGCUGUUAACGGGUGUUCAGGGGGUUUCUGGGCCUCCUGUUCCCCGUGGGCGAUGGACGUGUCGAGGGACUUCUUUGGCAAGCUGCGCGCCCUCGCCCUCACGCUGGAGAAGGAGACGAGGCAGCUGGAGCGGGCCCUGCGCAGAGAGGACACGGACUAUGAAGAUGAAUCUCCAAUAAGAGUCUUACAUGACCUCCAUUGUGAAAUGAGAACUCUGAAGGAAGAUGUUAAUGCCAGUCUUGGUAAGAGUUGUUCUGAAAAACAAGCAAUUCAUGACUUUAUGAAGGCAAGUGAAAUACUGAUGCAAAGAAAUGGAGCAGAUCUUGGAAAAAUAAGAGAGCUGUUCCAGAAAUAUGGCUACAAACCACAUGUCAAAGACUCUACAGAAGAGGAGGAAGAAGUUAACAGUGAUUUGGCAGUGUCUGUCCAGAAUAAAUCUGAUGAAGAAAAAGCGGAUGAUAGAUCUCAUCUUCCUGCUUGUACUGAGAAGCCACCGGUGCCCAAAGACCCACUGCGUAACCCCCAGCUUUCUGAUUUUGGUCUUUCACAAUAUGCGUUCUCCAGGCCUUGGAGUGCAGUGAAAGGACAACAUGCAACAAAUGCACAUCAAGAAAAUUCAAAGAACAGAACUCUUCUAAAAACACAGAGCCCCUGUAUUUUGCCCAAAACACCAAAAUGUAUGCUUAAGAUGGACGAUUAUGAGUGUGCAACACCAAAACUUGAACACUUUGGCAUUAGUGAACAUACCAUGUGUAUGAAUGAAGAUUUUACAAUGUCACUUAUUCGUAAAGCUGCUCAGACAAGCAAGUUGGUUAAAAAAGACGAUCAUGAAGUGAAUAUACCACAAAUGACAUCCAGGAAAAUCAUGGUUACUCCUGGGCAAAAACCAAAAGCGACAGCUGAUAACGCAGCUGACUGGAUGGCUUCUCCUAUGAUACUUGUGUUCCGUACUCCUGAUAUGAAAACCCCUUCCCGAACAAAUUGCACAUUAUCAAGGUCACCAGAGAUAAAUGAACUGCCUCGUCCCACUCAAACACCACAGUUUCCAGAUUUUGAAACAAGAUGGCUAAAAACAGAAGCUAAGCAGGUAAAGCAGGGGGAAAAGAUGGAGUCUGUGACAAAGAAUGAUGCAACAGAUAAACAACACGUAGAAGAUAGUAUUCCUUCUGCUGUGAGCUCUAAUGAGUAUCUUAAACAUUUUGAAGACCCUUCUCCUCCCAAAAUAAAACACUAUGACCAGUUACUCAAUACUCCUCCAGCUCCAGAAAUAACAAGGAUACCAGAUGAUGUUCUACAGAUUCUGUCCAAGUAUAAUCAUAAAGUAGACUCUUCUAAAGCUAAGGAAAUGGAGACCAAGGCAGGAAAUACUACGAGGUAUGAAAGUGACUUCACUGAUUCCUGCAACAAAGAAAACAGAGGAUAUCCUGGAUUUUUCAAGCCAAACAUCUGAAAGCAAGCUGAAGACCAUGUUGAGACUUUCACAUUCAUGGAUCUUAUCACUGAAUCAUAACAACCUCAAAAAGCAAAAGAAAAUACUGGUGGGAAGAAAGAGCUGUAUGAAGGAAAAGCUUUUUUUAAUGGAGGAAGUUUGAUGUAGAUAAACUUGUUUGCAUGAACAAUUUGUGCUUAAUUUUUAAUUGAAAUUAUUGACAGAAUCUGUUGAGGGUUUUUAAAUAUACAUAUGCUUCAAAGAGGACUGGGGUCGCGUAUGAGGUAGUACUGCAGUUGUUUCACGUGAUUCUCAUUGUUGUCUAUGCUUGCGUUUGCAGCAGGCUGUAGAGAAUGUAGUUAGGUUGCAAUGAAGGGAAAAUACAGUAUAUUCCCCCAGAAAGUGGAUAUCUCUGGCAGUUCUGGUGACACUGUAUAUCUCUUCAGGGCUGCGCUUGGAAGUGUAGUACUUCAACAGUAUUUGGUAUCUUCAACAGAAACAAGUCUUUUUCUGUGAAGAGUAACUUCUGUUUAAAGCACUUCUGUGCUGUUAGUCACUUCUGCAAUACUAAGACAUAUCAAACCUAUCCCUGCAUUAGGCUGUUACCUCUCUGAUGGACAGGUAUUUCUUAUGCUGCUGCUUCUUUCUUAUUUUAGUUUUCUUACAUUGACAUCAUGUGCUCUACAUCUGUUUUCCUUUUGACAGCCUAACCUCUCCAACCCUAAAAGGUGACUCU